UUUCUUAAUUUUGGGUUUUAUUGCAUUUUUGUGACCUAUACAUUUUCUUUAUAAAUUGGUUUCUAGGUUUAACUUAAAUUAAGCACCUUUUGAUAGUUGAGUCAAUUAGCUCAAGCUCAAGGUCUUCGUUUCCUUGGGUUUUGGUUGCUUCAAUGCCUAAAUUGUUUCUUACAUACACAUUACUGGAGUGCUUCCAAUAGUUAAACCUUUUCUUUCUAUGGAGCUACAUUUUAUGCUCUUAACUAGCAUAUUUCUUCCUUCUUUCAUUUCACUUGUUGCAGAUGCGUGGAUUUAUGCUCAUGAAGAGGUUGAAGGUGGAGAAGUUGGUGAUAAUGUUGAUGAUGUUAAUUUUAAUGGUGAAGAGAGAUUCUAAUGGUAAAGUUAGUGGGAAAAGGGGGAUAGUUUUCAAUUUGUGGGGCGAAGACAAGUUUGAAGAUGCCAUCAAAUUUUCUUUCUAUGAACCUACCAAAAAUUGUUAUGGAAAGAAACUUCAGUUGAUAGCAGAGAAGCACAAAUAGUGAAAGAACCCUUCAAUGCCUUCACCUCUUCCUCUUGAACCAGUUGCUCUCAACUAUGUUUGUGAUGAUGCAAUUCAUGAUAUCUCUUGCUACAGUUACUAGACCCACUAAGAAUGUUCAAAUUAUCUUGGGAAUUGCAAAGCAAAGAUAGGGGGAUUGGUCAUGGAAGUUGAAUUUAAUCAGCAGUAGGAGGUAUAUCAAGGAGAUUGAAUUGACACAUGUAGACUUUUACAAUUUUCACUCAUGUUUUCUUUGGAACAUACGGCACAGGAAGUGAAGCAAAAUAGAGGCUUUAGCAAGAGGUAACUUGCAUUUGAUGUUAUGUUUUGUUGAUUACUCAUCAUAUCCACGUAGUGGUCUGUUUCUGUUGCCUUUGAUGGUCUAUUAGCCUUUCAUUCAUGCCAUGACAGUCUAGAAUUUUUUAUUUUUUGUUUUGCAGAUCGACCACCAUUUGCCUCAGUUGUUCAUAAUGAUAUACUGAUUUAUCUAGAAAAGUUGAUGUACAUUACCUUUUCAUCAUUCUUAGGAUUGGUUUAGUGCUUUUUCUGGAAUGUCACAGCUGCUACUGUAGCAUACAUCAAAGGGGAUGGAUGGAGGCCAGGCGGUAAUGAGACUGCUUCGGUGAAUACCUAUCCAAUCCAAGAAGCAUCAUACUGGGGAAUUGGAUCUGGUCUUGCCAUCAUGGAGAUAGUUUGCAACAUCUUACAAAAACGAAAGAUCAACCACCAUAGUUUUGAAAUUGUCAGAAAAUUAGAAAGAUGCUCAUAUCUGUUUAUGGUGAAUGGAAGGGCAAACUCUUGACAAGGAAUAGAGAUCUUAUCUUGAAAAUUUUAUUGAUUGUUUUCACUGGUGCUUACUUACCGGGACUAAAUGAUACGUGGAAUGAUAUUUUGUAUGCAUAUUUGUUGAACGGUUGUGAAAAUCUUGGUGAUCUGAACUCCUUGGAAAUUAAGAAGGCUUGCAACCAUCCAAAUCUGCCGCCCCUCGUAAUUUGUUAGGCCUAGUUAAUUUGGUUAAUUUGCGUCAAACUUCAAUUUUUUCUUCAAAAGCCUAAAGGUGCAUCAUCUUCGAUCUUGGUUUUUUUAAUUAGUUCUCUUUAAAGUAUAUACAAACACAAUGAAAACAUCAAAGUUUU
This is a messenger RNA of Rubroshorea leprosula, 1653 nucleotides long. NCBI's taxonomy places the organism in Eukaryota, Viridiplantae, Streptophyta, Magnoliopsida, Malvales, Dipterocarpaceae. The record is from the annotation of a GenBank genome assembly.